Tripterygium wilfordii is the source of this 2322-nucleotide messenger RNA. RefSeq names its product pentatricopeptide repeat-containing protein At3g02490, mitochondrial. The record is from RefSeq and is a predicted model, not a curated record. Lineage: Eukaryota; Viridiplantae; Streptophyta; Magnoliopsida; Celastrales; Celastraceae. The coding region runs from base 114 to 2090 and encodes 658 amino acids. Gene Ontology annotation, biological process: RNA splicing. The transcript has a single exon. Gene Ontology annotation, molecular function: protein binding.
ACUAAAUUUACUAAAUACCCUCCAAAACCCUAAGAAGGUUCACCCGUCCCCAUUUCGCUUCUCUUGCAUUUCUUCCUCGUACUCAGAAACCAUAACGCUAGAUCUGGUUAAAGAUGAGAUAUUCAUGGCGUCUGAUGCUGUUACGAAACUACUCUCGCUCUACUCUCCAAAACCCAACUCAUUUUUCUUGUUUCCAGGUAUACUCUUCUUCUCUUCGCUCUCUGUCUACACUUCUUCGCACGCAUUCACCCUCUCAGUUUGAUAACCUAGCGAACGGGAUUGUCCCCAUUAAUCCGUAUGCACAACUGAGAUACAAAGACUUUGUAGCUCGUAAUUUUUCAUCUGAGGCUGCGAUUGAGGAGGAAGGGCACACUGAUCAUGUAGUUGUAGUUGAGGCUUUUAGCAAGUUUAGUGAUUCGGAUGAUAUUAAGAGAGAACUGAAUGGUGUUGUGUUCACCCAUGAUAUGGUAUUGAGAGUGUUGAAGAGUUUUGAAUCAAGCCCGGAUGUGGCAACAAGGUUUUUUGAUUGGGUUGUUGAGAGGGACGGUGAGAGAUUGAGCUCGAAAUCGUAUAAUUUGAUGUUGGACAUUUUGGGACUUAAUGGGUUUGUGGAGGAGUUUUGGAAUUUGGUUCAAACAAUGAAGAAAAAGGGUUAUGGGGUGUCAAAGGGUGUUCAUGAUAAGGUAUUGGAUAAAUUUGAGAAAGAUGGUCUAGUGAACGAUGCUGAGAGGUUGAAAGGGGUGUUUUCAACUGGGUCUGUGGACAAUUCCAUGGAAAAGAUAGGAUUGAGAUUGUAUAGGAUUAUUAGAAAUGAGGUUUGGGGGGAUGAGGUUGAGCAGAGGAUUAAGGAUUUGGAUGUUACAUUUUCUAGUGAUCUGGUGAAAAUGGUCUUAGAGAAUCUCGGUACGGAGCCAAUGAAGGCAUUGAUAUUUUUUCGGUGGAUCGACGAGAGUGGUUUGUUUAAACAUGAUGAGAAAUCAUACAACGCUAUGGCACGGGUUUUGGGCAGAGAGGAUUGCCUCGAUAGAUUUUGGAAGGUUGUCGAUGAAAUGAGGAGUGGAGGGUUUGAAAUGGAGAUGGAGACAUAUGUUAAGGUUUUAGGUAGGUUUGCUAAGAGAAAAAUGAUCAAGGAUGCUGUGGACUUGUAUGAGUUUGCAAUGGCUGGAGCGAGCAAACCUUCUGCUAAUUGUUGCACCUUUCUGUUGAGGAAAAUUGUGGCUGGUAAGCAGUUGGACAUGAAUCUGUUUUCGAAGGUGGUAAGUGUUUUCAAGCAGAGUGGGGGUAUUUUGACUGAUCCCAUGCUUGAUGCGGUGCUCAAAUCAUUAACAAGUGUUGGUAGGAUCCAAGAGUUUACUAAGGUGUUCAAAGCAAUGGGGGAAGGUGGAUUUGUUCCUACUGGCAAUCUGCAGGGUAAAAUUGCUUACAGGCUGAGUUGUGCUCGACAAAAGGAAGAAACCAAUCGGUUUGUGGAUCAUAUGGAAACUUUGGGGCGGGGUUUAGAUGGCAGGGCCUGGGUAUCUUUAGUUGAGGGGCAUUGUGUAGCAGGAGAUCUUGAAAAGGCAUCUGAAUAUUUCCAAAAGAUGCUUCAAAAGGAGGGAGCUUCUGGUGUAAGUUACACAUUUGAAUUGUUGGUAAAUGCGUAUUGCAACAAAAAUAGAGCAAUCGAUGCAUGCAAACUUCUGUGCAACUUUGUUAGUGAAAAUCAGUUAAAGCCUUGGCAUACUACAUACAAAGCUCUGAUAAAUAAGUUAUUGGUUCAGAAGGGAUUUAGUGAAGCUUUGAAUAUCCUGACUUUGAUGAAAAAUCAUGGUUUUCCACCUGAAGUGGAUCCUUUCAUCGAGUAUAUAUCAAAGACGGGAACUGCUGAUGAUGCUAUUGCUUUUCUCAAGGCCAUGACUUCCAAGAGGUUUCCAUCCACAUCUGUUGUUAUUCGCAUGUUUGAAGCCAUUCUCCAGUCUGGAAAGCAUCAUAAAGCACAAGAUAUCCUUUCUAAGUGCCCAAAUUACAUACGUAACCAUGCCGAUGUGUUGAAUCUCUUCUGUUCCAUGAAGUCAGCUAAAAGAACCACAGCUGCUGCCUUGGCCGUUUAGGCUUCUUGAUCUGUCCGUUGUAUUCUCAGGGUGAUGUGGUAUGAAAGAUUGUCACAAAUUUUGGCACACUGCAUUUUUUUUCCUUUGAACCAUGAUCAUGUGUAUUGCAAAAUAAACUCAAGGCAUUCAAAUUUCUGAAAAUUUCUCAUAUUUGAUGUUUUUCUUAUGCUCUCAUAUUUACUUAAGGCAUUUUUGGGUGCUUGAUGGAUAAAUAUAUAUAUUUUUUUGUUCA